AUGGCUACUUCUAUUGAGUUGGAUAAGAAACGAAAAGAUUUAUAUGAAUUAAAUACCAAAGCAUGGAAUGGUGAACAUACUUUUAAAACAGUUUCCAAAUUAGAUUCAUCCUUAAAGAAAAAUACUGCGUUCAUUAAAAAGAUUAAAAUUGUUAAUGCUGAUCAAUGUAAAUCAAUCCUAAAAGAUAUAGAAACACUUUCUAUUGAAAGGUACCUUUCUGAAGUGAUUGUUUCCUUAACUGAAGCUUUAUGUAAAGUCUCAAAAAAUGAUGAUAUUUUAGCUGCUAUGGAUAUUGUAUCUGCAUUACAUCAAAGAUUUACUUCGGAAUUUUCACCUUAUUUAAUGGUUCAUAUUUUGACAUGUAUGGCAAAUCCUAUGAGACAGACUGGCAAUGAUAUUGAUGAAAAGGAAGAAAAUAGCAGAGUUAUUAGGCAAAGAAAUUCAUUGAGACUUGUGAUGGAAUUUUAUUUGAUUGGCAUAUUUCGUAACUUGAGAGAUUGUAAUAAAGAUAUGGUUCCUGAUGAAAUUUUGAUGAAGUUUGGAAAAUCUGCAUCUGAACCAAUUAUAAUCGUUGUCAUCAAAGAUUUGUUAAAUUUUGAACUCAAGCUGGGUAAUUCAUUAAGCAUUGUACAACCAUUCUUGAAAAGAUUUUAUGAAGCCAUAUACAAGGAGAAUGAUUUACUAACAUUUGAAGUGAGGAAUGUCUUGCAACAAAUAUUUAAUAUUUAUUCUAAUGCUACCAUUGAGAAUGCGUCAACUUUGAAAAAGAGAGUACAAAGGGUUACUAGUCAAAAUAAAAAAGCGGCAAUUCGAACUGGGAGGAUUUUGGAAGAAAUCCAAUCUGAAUUAGAUGCAUUAACCUCUCUUUUUGAAAAGUUUAAGGCAGCGUCAGAGUUCCUUGCAGAUAUUCUUGAAAUUCCAUUACCAAAUUUAAACUUGGAAGAUGAAGAAAAAUUAGAAUCUGAUUCGGUCGUGGAAGUGGUUAAAGCAAAAUCUUUGAAUGAAGAUGAUUUCCAAGGUGUAUGGGAAGAUAUCAAAGAGAAGAAUUUCUAUACUAUUGUUCCAUCUUUAGGUGAAUUAAUCGGAUCCCAACAAGUUAUUGAUAGACCCGAUUACACUUCAAAAGAUGGUGAAAAGAUCCAAGACUUUUUGAAUAGAUUAGAAGAUGUUGGGUCUAAUGAUAUGGAGCAACUAGUCGUAGAAUUCAAUAAUUUAAAUCUUAAUAACAAAGCCACCAAGAAUAGACUUAUGAAAUUUUUCAUUGAAACUUCCAAUGUGAACAAUUUGAAAUAUUACACGAGAUUUUUGAAAAUCAAUGAAAUAAACUUAACUGAGCUAAUUACUGAAUUGAUUACGUAUUUGGAUAAAGGUUUCAGACAUCAACUUUAUCAAAAUAAAUUGAAUUUUAAAAAUAUCUUGUUUUUUGUCGAAAUGAUUAAAUUCAAAAUGAUUCCAAUACAUAUGAUUUUUCAUAAAAUCAGAACUUUGACGAUGAAUAUCACUUUGACAAAUAAUAUCGAUAUCUUAGCUGUGUUUUAUGAACACGUCGGUAGAUUCUUAUUACAUGAACCAGAAUAUAAAGAUUUAAUGCAAGAAAUGAUCAAUUUGUUAAGAGAAAAACUGAAACAAUCAAACUUGACAAUUAAUCAAAAGUUAGCCAUUAACAAUUUGUUAUUGAUUGUCAAUCCUCCAGCUACGAAAGUCCAAGUAUUGAGAGAGCGUGAGAAGUUAAGUCCAAAACAACAAUUUAUUCAAAGAUUAAUUAGAGUGGAAUUAGAUUCAACUUCUCUCCCUGUCGUUUUAAACCUUUUAGGAGAAAUUCCAUUAAAAUUUGAUGAAGAAUGCUGUGAUACUAUUUUAGAUUGUUUUGCAAAUCCAGAAUUAUUGAACUAUGAUAAUAUUCCUGCAUUGGCAAAAGUCUUACUGAUGUAUUCCGAUAAAUAUAAGCGAAUUGUUGUAUUUACAGUAGAUACUAUUAUUGAAAAGAUUGUCAGAGGUUUAGAACUCAAUGACUAUAGGAUGAAUAGGGCUAGAAUGUCUCAUGUUAAAUUCAUAGCAGAAUUAUAUAAUGCUAAAGUUAUCAAUUUCAAAUUAAUCAAUGAUUUACUUUACAAAUUGCUUUGCUAUGGCCAUCCUAACAAUCAACCACUUCCUAACAAUUGGGAAGUUGAAAUUGAUUUGCCCGAUAAUUAUUUUAGGAUUCAAUUAUGUUGCUUGUUGUUGACUUCCUUGACAUCCAUUUUUGUGGAUACUGAUCUCCCAUCCAGAAGGAAAGCACCAACUCGUGCGGUUGAUUUAAAGAAGAGAAAUGAUAUUAAUAAAGAAUUGUUAGGUGUAUUUACUACUUUCUUGCAAUAUUAUUUGUUUUGUAAAGAAAAACCACUCCCUAUUGAUAUUCAAUUCAAAUUGGAUGAUUUGUUUACGAAAUAUAAAAGUAUUCCAACGGUUAAGAGAUAUGAUACUAUUCGUGAAGUAAUCCAAAAACUUCAAGAGCUGAUCCAAACAAAACAAGAAAUCGAAAAGCAAUUGCUUGACGAUGAUGAUGAUGAAAACUUUGUCCCUGAAGAUGAAGCUGAUGGUGAGACCUUUGCCAUUGCUGAUGAGGAUGAAGAAGAUGACGAUGCUGAUGAAGAUGAAGAGGAAAGUGAUGUUGAUGCUGAUGAAGAUGAAGACGAGGAUACUGAUGGAGAAUCCGAAAUUCCUGAGGCUGAAAGAAUUCGUCUUGAUACAGAAAAGAAAUUCAAUGACGAUCUUGAAAAAGAAUUGCAAAAGAUUAUGAUUGAUUCCUAUAAUUCUUCGUCUAAUGAAAGAGCAAAACCACUGAGGAGCAAGUUUAACAUGCCUUUACCUCAGCAAGUCGCCAAGACCUUACCGUUGGAACCGCCUCGUUCUACUGCUUCUAAAGUUUCGUUUGGUUUAUUGACUAGAAGUGGAAAGAAUACAGAUGUUCGUCAAUUAAACCUCCCAAGUACUAACAAAUUUGCUGAAUCAGUAUUGAAAGAAAAGCGAGAUCAAAUUAGGGACAGAGAAAAUAUCAUGCGGUUAGUUCUGCGGAUGGAAGAUUAG
Molecule: messenger RNA, 3066 nt
Organism: Hemisphaericaspora subhashii
Lineage: Eukaryota; Fungi; Ascomycota; Pichiomycetes; Serinales; Debaryomycetaceae
Exons: 1
Coding region: 1-3066 (1021 amino acids)
Biological process (GO): nuclear-transcribed mRNA catabolic process, nonsense-mediated decay
Cellular component (GO): exon-exon junction complex; cytoplasm
Molecular function (GO): RNA binding; protein binding
Source: RefSeq, a predicted model, not a curated record